Messenger RNA from Owenia fusiformis, 1074 nucleotides. The record is from the annotation of a GenBank genome assembly. Lineage: Eukaryota; Metazoa; Annelida; Polychaeta; Sabellida; Oweniidae.
AUGAAGAUGGAGAGUUUGGUAUAUUCACUUCUUGUCAUCAUAUUAUCCGUACCGGAUAUGGCGCAAUGUGAGCGAGUUAGAAGACAAGUUUCAGGUCGUGAAAGUUGUUCGGAUAUUAGUGAUUGUCGUAAAGUUGGAAGUUUUCUCGGAAAGAUCGCAUUUAGAUGUGGGAAGGGCUCCUCGAUGAAGAUGUGCUUAAAGCUACCUACCUUGGUUAGAGAGACUACUACAAACACGGCUGUAUUUACUUCAAGGAAAACAACACCAACGGCAUCAACCACACCAACCGCUGUAACAUCAACCAAUAGAUUUACAACGACGUGGGAAGACAUGCUAGGCAAUGAAGUUGAAUUUGCAGGAGGUGCAGAUGAUCCAGUUGAUUCUACAAUCAAGAAAGUACACGCAUGCGCUGAUAUUGUCUUUAUCCUCGACUUUUCCUGCUCUGUCCCCAGAAAAGAUAGGCUAAUGGGUAUUCAGUUAAUAAAGAAGUUAUCAGAACGCCUUAUUCUCAACACGAAUGAUGGUGCAUGGUUUGGUGUGGUACCAUUUAGUAGGAAAGUCAUCAGGGAAAACGUUUGGAAAUUUCCCCCGGCAAAUAAAAAAGAUCAAACACUUCGAAGUUUUCUAGAUUCAUAUGAUGUCCGUCAGCCUUGUAAAACUAGAAUACGAUUUGCAUUUCAAUUUGCAAAUGAAACGUUCUUCAAAAAACCAAAUGAUCGAAACGACGAUGAAUACAAAGACCUUGUUAUUGUUGUUGGCGAUGGAAGAACAUCUCCGCGGCCACGUAUUGAGAAAAAGAAUGGGCGGGAUUACGCUAAUGCUUUGAAAACGGAUGACGGGAUUCAAAUUGCUUGGGUCAAGACAAACACUCUUCUUGUCAACAGGAAAAAGAAUUUGGCGAAUAGCAAAGCCCUAGAGAAAGCCAUUACCGAGGGAGACGCUGAGAUUGCAGAUAUAGUUCCCGAUCCAUCAUUAAGAUUCUCUUUAAACGAAGAAAUAGAGCACCUGGAUGAUCCGCAAGCUGUAGGUGGAAUCCUCGAGUUUAUACGAGAUAAUUUCAAAUGCAACUUAUAA